This is a messenger RNA of Doryrhamphus excisus (bluestripe pipefish), 2068 nucleotides long. RefSeq names its product phospholipase A1 member A (gene pla1a). The record is from RefSeq and is a predicted model, not a curated record. Gene Ontology annotation, biological process: lipid catabolic process. Lineage: Eukaryota; Metazoa; Chordata; Actinopteri; Syngnathiformes; Syngnathidae. Gene Ontology annotation, molecular function: glycerophospholipid phospholipase A1 activity.
ACCAGCAGGGACCCCCCCCCCCCCCCGGCCCCCACCCCCAGCUCUGCCGCUAAAACGCAAGCGAACAGCUGAGAGUUAAAAAGCUCCCCUGAAAUGUCCUGGACUGAUAACACCGUCGUCCUUUCCCGUCUCCUCCUGUCCUGUCUCCUCCUCCUCCUCCUCCUCCUCCACUUCCCGCUCCUGCUGGAAGGUUCCGACCAAUGGCAGCAGGAGGAGCGUUGCGCCGAGCUCAGCAACACCACGUGGCAGCAGUACCGCCGGCAGCGCCUCCAGCUGCGGGUCCGAUACCUGCUGCUGACCCGCCACAACCCCGAGUGCGCCCUGACCCUUGAGCAGGAGUCUCUGGGCAAAGCGCAGCAGAGGCGCUUUAACGCGUCCAAGCCCACCAAGGUCAUCAUACACGGAUACAGGGCACGAGGCAGCAAGCCGUCGUGGGCCCAAGAGCUGGCCCGGGUCCUGCUGGGGGUGCAGGAUGCCAACGUCCUGGUGGUGGACUGGGUCUACGGCGCCUCCUUCGCCUACAACGUGGCGGUGGAGAACUACAAGGAGGUGGCGGUGCAGAUCUCCGUGCUCAUCAACCUGCUGCAGAAACAAGGAUGCGCGCUGGAGUCCUUCCACUUCAUCGGGGUCAGUUUGGGGGCGCACGUGGCCGGCUUUGUGGGGACUCUCUUCCAGGGGAGGAUCGGGAGGAUCACCGCUCUGGACCCGGCUGGACCCAUGUUCAAAGGAGCCGACACGUUCGACCGCCUGGACCCGUCUGACGCUCAGUUUGUGGACGCCAUCCACACAGACUCUGACUAUUUUGGCAUCUCCAUCCCCGUCGGCCAUGUUGACUUCUUCCUCAAUGGCGGCCAGGACCAAACGGGAUGCACACGCUCCCGCUUCGCCUCCAUGUACGGCUAUGUCAUCUGUGACCACAUGAGGGCGCUGCACGUCUACAUGAGCGCCCUGAACGCCUCCUGCCGGCUGACGGGGAUCCCCUGCUCCAGUUACGACAACUUCCUGAGGGGGCGCUGCGUCAACUGUGACGCCUUCAAGGGGCAGUGCCCCACCAUUGGCUUAUCUGAAAAGUGCGGGAUCAGCGGUUCUCCCGUUCCCAGCGAGCAGAAGCUGUUCCUCCUGACCACGUCCCUGCCGCCUUUCUGUGCCCACCACAUCCUGCUGGUCAUGGAGGUCUCCGCCCUGAGUACAAGCGCCCAAGUGGAAGUCACGCUGACGACCGGCAACCUGGCCACCCAGCAGCUACUCCGGCUUCAGGCGGAUAAGAGCACGUACAGAAGCGUGCUGGCUCACCCCGUGGCGCUGUGCGAGAUCCACUCCAUCACGCUGAGGAACACCGGCGCUCGCUUCUACAGGCAGAGCGACGUCCACGUCAAGUCCGUCUGUCUGUCCCACAUCGCCUCCAUCACGCGCGAGGAGCCGCUGUGCGUCAACAACAUCAACGUCAGGCGAGGGACUCCCUGGUCACAUGACUUGGUGCAGGUGUGCGGCCCCUUCUGAGCGUCCAAGAAGACGGUGAAGCUGCCUCCAAGGGUUCCUACGUCAUGCCAAGUGGACAUCUUGUAUAGAUCAAUAAACUGCCUCUUCGCUCAUUGGCGGCCGACGCUGUCAUGUGGUUGGUUGGAGGUUCGUACCGGCAUGGUGGAUGCUGUAUUUGUAGAUUCAACAGCACUUCGUCCUUCUUCAUCUAAUUGGAUGGCCCUUGGGUUACGUCAACACGUGCAACUCUAAUCGAAACGCACUCAGGCCAAAGCCACUCCCGUGAGAAUCCCAUCAAUGAAUCCAUGCGUCUACAUGCGGAAAACUAUUCCAAAUGCAUAUCAACCACAUUGGAAGGGAGAAAUGAACAUUCAAGGUUUAGCUAACGGCAAAACAGGAAGGUGGUGUCCGUGUCCUCCAUGACGGUGAAGGUAACCUUCAACGGGCCCAAUUGGAGACACAGGUAGUCGCCAGUGUCAGCAUUUUGGUAAGGGAGGUUUUCCCUAACGGCAAAACAGGAAGGUGGUGUCCAUGUCCUCCAUGAAGGUGAAGGUAACCUUCAACGAGAGUAAAAAGUCUUGCCGUGAUG